Panicum hallii is the source of this 447-nucleotide messenger RNA. RefSeq lists its product as uncharacterized. NCBI's taxonomy places the organism in Eukaryota, Viridiplantae, Streptophyta, Magnoliopsida, Poales, Poaceae. The record is from RefSeq and is a predicted model, not a curated record. The transcript has a single exon. The coding region runs from base 1 to 447 and encodes 148 amino acids.
AUGCGGCGGGAGACCUUCUCCCGGCACGAUGGCUUCUUCGCCUCACUUCAGCGGGUGGAGGGCCGGCUGGCCUCCGAGAAGCAUCAGGAGCGGAAGCAGGUGACACGGCUGCGAGACGGCGACACGGGCGGGUGCGACUGCAGCGGCGCUGACGGGUUCCUGGCCAAGGUCGUCGGCGUGGCCGGGCCCAAGUGCGACGGGGAGAAGUGGAGGUUGGACGCCUGGAUCCGCCAUUAUUGCCACCGCGGGGAAGGCGGCGGGUGCCGGGUCAGGGAGCCCGCGAGGCUGGCGCACCUGCUGCUCGCCAGAGCCUCCAGCGACGCGGCGGCCGUCGCUUCCCCGGCCACCGUGGAGAACUUCCUCGACCGCGAUCCAAAAUGUCGAUCCGGGAGUUUUGCAAUAUACCCCCUGAUUAGGAUCGCCAUUAAUAGUCGCGAUCCAAAAUAG